UUAGUAUAAAAUCGUAGUGGUCAACGUUGAAGGCCCAUUGCGUCGUCUCCAUCCACCUUCGAAUCCCUAAGCAUGGAGGUCGAGGUAAAGUUCCGCCUCCCCAACGCUGCCGCCCAUCAGCGCCUCUCCGACGCGCUUGCUCCCUUCCAUCUUCGUACCCACAUGCAAGAGAACCUCUUCUUCGACGGAUCCGCCGGCGAGCUCUCAAACCAUUUCGCCGUCGCCCGCAUCCGCUUCUACGACGGCGAUUCUCGCUGUGUCCUCUCUCUCAAGCUCCGCGCCCGCCUCGUCGACGGUAUCAGUCGCGUCGAAGAGAUCGAGGAGGACAUCGAUCCCGCGCUCGGCCGCGCUUGCGUCGCCGAGCCCUGGCGUCUGGGUUGCCUUUCGGCAUCAUCGAAGAUCAUGGGGAGGGUUAGGGAUGAGUUUGGGAUUGGGGGGGAGGGGGAGGAGAAGAGAGGAAGUUCUUUUAUCUGUUUGGGAGGGUUUAGGAAUGUGAGGGGUGUGUAUGGGUGGAAGGAGGGGCUGACGUUGGAGCUUGAUGAGACGAGGUACGAUUUUGGCGCUAGUUAUGAGUUGGAAUGCGAGACUGGAGAGCCGGAGAAGGCCAAGGAGAUGCUGGAGGGGUUUUUGUUGGAGAAAGGGGUGGAGUAUUCCUACUCCAAAGCAUCCAAGUUUGCAGUUUUCAAAGCUGGAAAGCUGCUUCCCUGAAGCAUGUAGCAGUUGGCCCAAAGCAUCAUCUUAUGGAAGAAACAACGACAUGAAGAACUCCGAAGAACUCGGAGAUUUGGAGACUCGGGUGAUGGGGGUGGGUGCCAAAUUUCAUAAUUAUGUAAUUUUUUAAUGUGAACCGACAAUUUAUUUGGUGAAGAUGGUGGUGAUGCUUGUGAAAAUUUCACUACUUAGCAUAAUUUGGAGCAAACUACAUCCAAAAUGGUGUCCCUUUUGAUAUAGUGACAAAUGGAUUGGAGGAAAUAUUAG
This is a messenger RNA of Phalaenopsis equestris, 978 nucleotides long. Its product is annotated as triphosphate tunel metalloenzyme 3. Lineage: Eukaryota; Viridiplantae; Streptophyta; Magnoliopsida; Asparagales; Orchidaceae. The coding region runs from base 73 to 708 and encodes 211 amino acids. The transcript is spliced from 2 exons. The record is from RefSeq and is a predicted model, not a curated record.